This is a messenger RNA of Populus trichocarpa (black cottonwood), 4579 nucleotides long. RefSeq lists its product as uncharacterized. Lineage: Eukaryota; Viridiplantae; Streptophyta; Magnoliopsida; Malpighiales; Salicaceae. The transcript has 3 exons. Bases 246 to 4310 code for a protein of 1354 amino acids. The record is from RefSeq and is a predicted model, not a curated record. Gene Ontology annotation, molecular function: protein binding; metal ion binding.
CUUUUAAUCGACCGAACACGAAGUCCUUUCCCCGUCGUCUUCAUCAACUCAUCCAUGUCUUUAACGUAAAAAGUCACUCACAGACCAAGAAAACUUGCAUUGCCUCAUUUACUUCUCCAUUAAAACAGCACAUAAAUAAGACCCAGAUAGCCCUUUUGACCUGUUUCUUCCUUGAUGUUUUCUUGACCAUUAACGAGGAAAAGAGGUGGAGAUUGAUCUGUAUUUGUAUUUAUACUUAAAGAGAGAUGUUGGAGAAGAUUAGAUUACCAGCAAGGCCAUCAUUGAGAGGGAAUGAUUGGGUAGCUGAUGCUUCACAUUGUCAGGGAUGCUCUUCUCAGUUCACUUUCAUCAAUCGCAAGCAUUAUUGCCGAAGAUGUGGAGGUUUGUUUUGUGGCAAUUGCACUCAGCAAAGAAUGGUUUUGCGAGGUCAAGGUGAUUCUUCUGUGCGUAUUUGUGAUCCUUGUAAAAAGUUAGAAGAGGCUGCAUGUUUUGAGACGCGGUACGGACACAAGAAUAGAGCUGGGAAAGGAAGUUCAAGAAUGAUGCCAAAGAACGAGGAUGAAAUUUUGAAUGAGAUUCUAGGCACUGAUAGAAAGGAAUCUUCUUCAUCAGGACGACAGUCGAACACUGACAUGUUUUCUAGCAUUCAAAGGGCAAGUAGCUGUGCUUCCUACUCAAAUACUCAACAAGUUGAUGCUCUGGAUGGAGGAGAAAUACAUAGAAGUCAUUCUGUGGAUGAUCGCAAUCAUGUAUAUAGUGAGGUGGGAUCAACCACUCCUGAGGAAUUACAUCAACAAGCUUUGGAUGAAAAGAAGAGGUAUAAAAUUUUGAAAGCUGAGGGGAGGUCUGAGGAGGCCUUGAAAGCCUUUAAGAGAGGAAAGGAGCUUGAGAGGCAGGCUGAUGCUUUGGAAUUGUCUACUAGAAAAAAUCGUCGGAAGGUUUUGUCUUCUAGCAACACAGUUGAGAUUCAGAAUGAAGAUGGCCCCAAAGAAUCUGUCAGAAAAAGUAAACGCCUUGCUCAAGUCAAUGAAAAGGACAGCUUUACUGCUGAACUCAGAGAACUAGGGUGGUCUGAUAUGGAUCUCCAUGACAAAGACAAAAAACUGGUGAAAAUGAGUUUGGAGGGUGAACUGUCUUCUCUUCUUGGAGAAAUCUCUGGUAGAACUAAUAAGAACACGGGAAGCAGUGGCAUUGACAAAACCCAGGUUUUUGAACUUAAAAGAAAGGCGCUAGCUUUGAAACGUGAAGGAAAGCUUGCCGAAGCCAAGGAAGAAUUGAAGAAAGCAAAAGUUUUAGAACAGCAGCUUGAAGAACAGGAGUUGUUGGGUGUGAAUGAAGAUUCUGAUGAUGAGAUAUCUGCUUUAAUCUCUAGCAUGGACAGUGAUCAAGAAGACAAGCUAUUUGCUGAGGAUGAGCAGGGUCAUGGUUUUGAUUUUGAUCACCUUGUGGGCACAGCUGAUGAUCUCCAUGUUGAUGGUAACUUUGAAGUGACAGAUGAGGAUCUGGUGGAUCCAGAAUUAGCUGCUACACUUAAAUCAUUAGGCUGGACUGAUGAUUCUGAUACUUUGGAAACCACUGCUACACAGUCUGUCCCAAUUGAUAGGGAAACUCUACGAAGUGAAAUUCUUUCACUGAAAAGAGAAGCACUUAAUCACAAACGAGCUGGCAAUGUUGUAGAGGCUAUGGCUCAUCUAAAGAAGGCAAAGUUGCUUGAGAGGGACCUUGAAAGCUUGGGAGGUGAAGUGGGCAGCUUAAUUGCACAUGAUACCACACGAAUGAUGAAAAGUUCACCUUCCCAAAACACUAAUGCAAAGAGCACUCCGAGUUCUAAACCUGCACCAAAAAGUAGAUUGAUGAUUCAGAAAGAGCUCUUGGCUAUAAAAAAGAAGGCUCUUGCUUUGAAAAGGGAAGGUAGAUUGGAUGUGGCAGAGGAAGAGUUGAAGAAAGGCAAGGUUCUUGAACAGCAGCUUGAAGAGAUAGACAAUGCUUCAAAUGUCAAAGGGAAACAGGUGGCUGUUGGGAGUAAGAACCCAGAUUUGGAAAAUGAACAUCCUAGUAUUUCUGGAAGUCCACCAAUUAGAGAAGGGGAGGAGGAUGUAACAGAUCAAGAUAUGCAUGACCCAGCAUACCUUUCACUCUUAAGGAACUUAGGUUGGAAAGAUGAUGACAAUGAGCAUGCAAACUCUCCAUUUAACCCUCCUAAGGAAAGUGAUAACCUUUCUACUCAAACAAUCAAUCCUUUAGUCACUCGGUCUACAUCCAAUAUCUCAUUGAGGACACCAAGAAGAAGCAAAGGUGAAAUACAGAGAGAGCUUUUAGGCCUGAAAAGAAAGGCUCUUACUUUAAGACGUGAAGGUAAGAUUGACGAGGCAGAGGAAGUGCUUAUAGCAGCAAAAGCAUUGGAGACCCAGAUUGCAGAGAUGGAAACACGGAAGAAAGAAAUUCAGAUUGAGUCUAACAAGCCCAAGGAUGAAAUUGUCAGACCUGUUAGCAGUGCAGCAGAGGAAGGAGAUGUAGAUGAUAUUGCAGAGAAAGAUAUGCAUGACCCAUCCCUGCUCUCAUUGCUAAUGAAUUUAGGGUGGAAGGAUGAUGAAGUUGAAGUUGUAACCGUGCAAGCAAAGCCAUCUAAACAAGUUUUGGAUCAUUUGAUGCAUUCAACUGAUCCAUCCACAAUUCUGCUCUCUUCCAGCAUUUCAGCUGCCAGACCAAGAAGCAAAGGUGAAAUCCAGAGAGAGCUCUUGGGUUUGAAAAGAAAGGCCCUUUCCCUUAGGCAUAAUGGAGAAAAUCAGGAAGCUGAGGAAUUGUUGAAAAUGGCCAAGGUACUAGAGUCCCAAAUAGAUGAUCUGGAAGCUCCAAAGAAGGAGCUUUUCCCUGAUGCUUCUGAAGACAAAAAAUAUCAGAGUACUGGAUCAUUGAAUAAUCAUGUAAAGCAGAAUAAUGUGAACAACUCAGUGGAAAUGAUUGAAAAAUUGGCGGCGGCGGCAGCAGCAGUGGAUCCUAAUGAAAAAGUUAUCGAGUCAUUCACUGGUUUAGGAAGAAAGGGAAGUGACAAAACUGCUCCUCCCUCAUGGAGUCCUGAUAUUGUCAAUCCAGUGCCUUUUGAGAUCAAUGAAGACAACCGUCCAUCUGUAGGAGAGCUUGAUCUAUUGGAUGAAAUGGGAUCCUUAAGUAACUCGAGAAUAAAUCAAGGCACCGAGUUCUUUCCUCCACCUCAUCAGUCUAUGAAUCCGAUGGAUUUGCUGACUGGUGAUGAUUGGAGUAGUCCUCAAAUACCAGCCAGAAAAUUUGAAGAUAAAGUCGAUUUUGGUUCUGAUAUAUCCUGCCUGCCUGAGCCUCAUGUUCAUGUUGGCUCCUUGAGAAGUGGGCUUGAAAAUCUCAGAAGCAAGGACAGAGAAGCCAAUUCUAUUUCUGAUGUUUUCCAUUUUCCUGAUCCCCAUGUUCAUAUGGGUUCCAUGAUACAUGCACCUAUGGAUCUUGGAAGCACAGAAAAUGUUAGAACUGGAAAGAGAGAAGAAACAUUUAAUUCAGGCAAGAAGCCCCAUGUUGAUAGAACAGAUUCUGCUCAGGGAUUGGCUUCUCAGAACAACAAAAAUGCCCUUCAACAAGAAGUUUUGGCUCGUAAGAGGAAGGCAGUUGCGUUAAAGAGAGAAGGGAAAUUGGCGGAGGCUCGAGAGGAACUUCGGCAGGCAAAGCUGUUGGAGAAGAGUCUUGAGGUCGAGACCCUUGAGCCUGUAAGUGGUACCCAUGAUGGGUCAACAUCUGUGUCAAAUGCUCCCCCUUUUCAACAAAAGGAUCCCAGUGCCCCAAAAUUUUCUCCAAAACCACUGUCUGGGCGUGAUCGAUUUAAGUUGCAACAGGAGUCACUGAGCCACAAACGUCAGGCCCUAAAGCUGCGAAGAGAAGGCCAGGUGGAAGAAGCAGAAGCUGAGUUUGAAUUGGCCAAGGCUCUGGAAGCCCAGUUGGAUGAAAUGUCUUCUAAUGAUUCUGGAAAGUCUUCUGUCAACAUAGCAGAACCAGUAGAUGAUGUAGUUGUUGAAGAUUUUCUCGAUCCUCAACUUCUAUCUGCCUUGAAAGCAAUUGGAAUUGAAGAUAGCAGUAUUAUAUCACAAAGUUCAGAGAGACCAGGACCUGCAAAAGUUAGUCCUACCAAGAGUGAAAAAAAUAGCCAGGAAAGAAAUCAGAUGGAAGAACGGAUCAAGACAGAGAAGGUAAAGGCAGUAAAUCUGAAACGUGCAGGGAAGCAAGCUGAAGCUUUGGAUGCUUUCCGACGGGCCAAAUUAUAUGAAAAGAAACUAAAUUCCUUGGAAUGAAUUUGAUCAUUAAGGAUGCUUGAGAAUCUUCCAAGUAUGUUUUCAGGAACACAUUUGGAUUAGAGAUAAAUAAAGUUCCUUUUCCCACGUUGGAUCCGUACGAAUUUGUAUUAUAGAAACUAGAGGGACAGUGUACCUACCACAUGAAUUUGCAUACCUUUAUGGUAAGAGAGAGAGUUCUCAAAUGGUUCUCAAGCAGGUUCUUCUCUGCUGUAAUGUCUGAUUUAUUUAUUUUAAAAAACGACAACAGUUUGAGCUGUUUGGCUUCA